Molecule: messenger RNA, 1836 nt
Organism: Peniophora sp. CBMAI 1063
Lineage: Eukaryota; Fungi; Basidiomycota; Agaricomycetes; Russulales; Peniophoraceae
Source: the annotation of a GenBank genome assembly
AUGCCUCCGUCUUCCCUCCCUCGCGCGGCCAAGCGUCGCAAGCUAUCCGACCCAUCGACUGGAGAUGAGAAAACAAUCACAAACCUCGAAGCUCGUCUUACUUCUGCUGUCGCCGCCAAACAGUCUCUGAACCCGCUCGCGGACUUGAUCGACUUGACGCUCACACUGUCAAACCCUGCGUUAUUGCAUAAGGCUAUCUACUCGCUAUAUCGAGUAUUUGUACUGGUAGUCAAUGAGGGACUUCUGGAUGUGCGUGGGGAGGAUGCGGAGGCGCGGGUGGUGCGAGGAUGGUUGCAGGACCGUCUCGCAUCGUACACGGAGUUCUUAUUGAGCUUAUUGAAGGAUGAUGAACAGGCGCUAAGGACAUCAGCUUUGCGCAUCGCUAUGUCACUACUGAAACAUCUCUCGACUUCGAUGACCAAAGUUUCCGGUCACCCGCAGUUCAAUGUGCCGUUUUACAAACGCAUCAUCGAGGCAUUGCUUGCUGCGCCCAUGUCUCUUCGCCCUGGCUCUUCUGCCUCUUCAACGGGUCUUCUUGCUCCUGAUGUUCGGGACACUUUCGUCAAGGCGCAUCUGAACGUCUACGACGAUCUGCGAUGGUUCUUCCUGCGUGAUUGCGACCCACUAUUGUCGCAACUCGCGAAGCAGAAGCACGUCCAUGCGCACGAAAACUUGCUCAGUCUGCUCGAGAACCUUGAGAAUUUCCCUCAGGAACCCAAGGCGAUCAAGUCUUGGUGGGUUGAGGAGAUGGGCGCCAAGCCUCCAAAACCGAAGAGGGGCAAGGGUGCUUCUUCCGCGCCCGAAGAGGACGAGGAGAAGCCCGAUGCGGCGAACGAGGAGGGCGAGGAUGAAGACGACUGGCGCAAAUUCUUUGAUGAGCCGUCAGAGAAGGAUGAUGGGAAGAAUAAGAAGGUCACGCCGACAGCGCGUCUACACAAGAUGACCGUACACCAGUCUCUUCAUGCACUUCCAAGUCAUAGAGCCGUGUUCACUCGGGCAUGGCUUGGGUUGCUACCACGCCUGCAGACGGACAGCGCGUUGGCGUUGAGGGCGUUAGGCGCCCUGCAUCAGCGAGUGAUGCCGAAUAUGACGCGGGCGGUUAUGCUCAUGGACUGGGUUGGAGCUUGUGUCGACUUUGGCGGUGUCGUUGGGCUACUGGCACUGAACGCGCUAUUCAUCCUGAUGACGGAGUAUAACCUGGAUUAUCCUUCCUUUUAUACACGGUUAUAUACGUUCCUGGAUGAUGACCUCUUGCAUCUCAAAUAUAGGGCACGCUUUUUCCGUCUUGCAGAGGUCUUCCUCAGUUCGACGCAUCUUCCCGCAACACUGCUCGGCUCCUUUGUCAAGCGGCUCGCCCGUUUAGCACUCAGCGCACCUCCUGCUGGCAUCGUCAUCACCAUUCCUUUCAUCUACAACAUCCUCAAGCGCCACCCAGCGCUCAUGGUCAUGAUCCAUCGCGAGGCUGACGACGACGCCCCCUCGACUGCUUUCGAGGAUCCAUUCAAGGCGGACGAGCCCGAUCCGAACGCAACGGACGCACUUGAUUCAUCGCUUUGGGAGCUGCGCACAUUGCAAAGGCAUUAUCUCCCGGGUGUCGCCUCGCUUGCGAAGGUCUUCGGCGAGGCCUUCACCAAGCCGCCGUAUUCGCUCGAGGAUUUCCUGGAUCACACGUAUGCUACUCUUCUCGAAGCGGACUUCAAGCGAAGGAUCAAGAAGGAACCCGCUGUUGCUGAUACGUUGGAGAGGAGACUGUGCACAUUUGAGGACGAGACCUCCGGAGCCGAUGAGAUCGCUGAGUCUGACCUUAUCACAAGCUUAUGGGUGUUCUCGCGAUAG